Eruca vesicaria subsp. sativa (arugula) is the source of this 618-nucleotide messenger RNA. The record is from the annotation of a GenBank genome assembly. Lineage: Eukaryota; Viridiplantae; Streptophyta; Magnoliopsida; Brassicales; Brassicaceae.
AUGGCCUCUUCCUCUUUGACGACUCCGGUGAUGAAAGAGGGAGAGUGUAGAAACUGGGCGGAGCUUCCGUCUGAAUUAAUGUCAGACAUCCUGCGCAGGCUAGACUCUACUGACAUAUUGGAAAACGCUCAGAAAGUGUGUACGUCAUGGUCAAGUAGCCUGAGAAGCCUUAGAAUUUCAAAUUGCUAUCCAAUAACAACCGAUGGACUUACGAAAGCAAUUGUGAAUCUUCCAUCGCUCGAAGAACUCGAUGUCUCAUACUAUGAAUUGUCAGGAAAAUGUCUGAAAGUUGUAGGCCAGUCUCUUCCUAAUCUGAAGACUCUGAAGUUAAACUGCCACGAACUCAGUUGUCCUCGGCACGUGAGUGAUGAUGAUGCUCUAGCUAUAGCUGAAACGAUGCCUGGACUUCGCUUCCUCCAGCUUCAUGGAAACUUAUUAUCAGACAUUGGUUUAAACGCCAUUCUUGAUAAUUGUCCUAACCUGGAACAUCUUGAUUUACGUCGGUGUCUCAACGUUAACAUUGUCGGAGAUCUGGAGAAACGAUGUUUGGAGAGGAUCAAAGUUUUGAGACGACCUCGUGACUCGACUGAUGAUUUCCCAUAUUAUGCAUAUGCGUAA